Molecule: messenger RNA, 5295 nt
Organism: Theileria annulata
Lineage: Eukaryota; Apicomplexa; Aconoidasida; Piroplasmida; Theileriidae
Exons: 8
Coding region: 1-5295 (1764 amino acids)
Source: RefSeq, a predicted model, not a curated record
AUGGUUAAAGAAUCAAUAAUGGAAACAUUAUCAAUAAUAUAUAAUAAAAAACAUUAUAAUAAUUUAGUUUUCAAAUCAUUUCUUAUCAUUCAUAAAAGAAGAAGAUUGAAUGAGAUGUUGAAUGAUGCGGAAAUGUAUGGAAUGAAAGAGAUAUUAAAGAAUUGGAGAUUAUAUGUAAUAACAUUGAAUAAAUUAAGAGAAAAUGAAAUUAAAGCUAAAAUAUUUUAUGAAUCUUUAUUAUAUUCAAAAUAUUUCAAACUUUUCAAUCAAAUUUUAUAUCGCCGUAACAUCAAAUUUUUUCAUAUAAUGAAGAUGAUAAAAAUAAUAGAGAAGAAUAUAAUAAAUAAUAUAAUAAAGCCAUGGAAUGAUAUAAUAAAAAAUUAUAAAAGAUUACAACUUUGUAAAAUACAUAUUACAAAUAAUUAUCAAAUAUAUUUGAAGAAUAAGAUAAUGAAUGAAAUAUAUAAAGUUUAUAAUAGAAGAAUUGGUAUUUAUUUAUUUGAUUUGUUUAUUUUAAAAUAUUACAAAUCAAUUUUUCUUGAGUCAUUUACAAAUUUUUAUUACAACUCUUUACAGAAAGAAGAACAAUUAUAUAAAAAUAUAAGAAUAAUGAAAAUAAAUAAAUUUUUUGAAAUUUGGAAAUUCAAUUCACAUUAUAAAAUUUCUAUACAUUUCUAUCAAUACAAACUCAAAUCUAAUACUUUUCAAUUCAUAAAAAAUUAUAAAAAUAUAAGAAUAAAAUUAAAAAAAUUAAAUAUAUUAAUAAGAAAAAAUAUGGAAAAAAAUUUAUUGGAAAAAUAUUUAAAUAAAUUAUUAGAAGAAAAUAAAAAGAAAUUAUUGAAGAAAUUUUUAUUAAAUAAUUUUAUAAAAAUAAUUGAAUCAAUUAUAAAAAAAUUUAUAUUUCAAAUUAUGUAUAAAAAUUAUAAAAUAAAUUUAAAUGAAGAAAUGAAUAAUAAUUUAUCAAAAUUACAUUAUGAAAAUAAAUUAAAAUUAAAAAUUUAUUAUAAAUUAUUAGAAAAUAUGAAAAUAAAAUUAAAAAAAAGAAAUUUAUUAACAUUAGCAAUAAUUAAUUAUAAAAGAUAUUUAUUAUCUAAAUAUUUUAAUAAUUUUAUUGAAAAAUAUUUAAAUAAACAAAUUUUCUAUGAAAAAUUAUUAUUUCAAUUUAAUAAUUUUAAAAAUUUAUUAAUCAAACGAUUUUAUUUUAAAUUAUUACAAGAAAAUAUUAAGAAAAUAAUACAAUUAAAUUUUUGCAAUGAAAUAUUAAUGAAGAAUUAUGAAGAAUAUUUGAAGAAAAGUAUAAUAAAAAGAAUGAAAUUUAUUAUUGAAAUUAAUAUUAAUCGUAAAAAUUUAUUAAUACAACAAAUUUACAAUUUUAUUUUUAACCCCGUUACGGGGUCAGGUACUACGGCAACUAACAGUACUAAGGAUAUUAGUAGUACCAUUGGACCAAGCACCGUUACUCCUGGAAAGAGAGCUAAUUUUACAGCCAUGGAGUGUACUAUGGGAAAGGGAGCUAAUAAGGAUAUUGUGGAUACUAUUAAUACUGAGGAUAUUAUUGGUAAUAAUAUUAAGGUAGCCCCUUUCGGGGCUGUUGGUGAGGGAGUUGGUGAGGUAGCCCCUUUCGGGGUUGGUGGUAAGGAUACUAUUGGUACUGUGGAAACUGGUACCGUUGGUUCAAGCACCGUAAUGGAGGAAAAAAUAAAAUUAAUAUAUAGAAAUAUAAAAAUAUUAAUAAAACCAUUAAAAAGUGAAUUAAUGGUAUUUAUAUUAUAUAUAUUAGUAUUAAAAACAAGAUUAAAUAAAUUUUAUAAUUUCUAUUAUAAUUUCUCUGAUCAUGAAUUAAUUAAUUCUUUAUUCAAUUAUUUAAAUAAUAAUAUAAAUUUUAUUAAUAAUAAUUUUAAAAAUUUAGAAAAUUUAGAAAAUAAUUUAAAAAAUUUAGAAAAUAAUUUAAAAAAUUUAGAAAAUAAUUUAGAAAAUUUAGAAAAUAAUUUUAAUAAUUUGAAUUUGAAUAAUUUAAUUAAUAAUUUUAAAAAAAAUAAUAAAAUAUUAUUAUAUCAAUUAACAUUUUCUUUUAUAUCUAAUCAAUUUUUUAUACCUAUACAAUUUUUUUAUUUUUUACAAUAUAUUUUUUUAAUUAUAUUAUUCCCCGUUACGGUGUCUCCCGUAACGGUGCUUGGUCAAGCAGAUUGUACAACCAACAGUACAGUUGUACCUGGUACUAAAGAUAUUAGUAGUAAGGUUAUUAGUAGCCGUGGACCAAGCACCGUAACUGAGGAAAAUUCUACUACUCAUUUUGCUGCUCUGGGAAAGGGAGCUAAUUUUACAGCCAUGGAGUGUACCUCCGGAAAGGGAGCUAAUUCUACCUUUAUGGAGUGUACUACUGGUAAUAUGGCUACUAAUACUAUUAAGGAUAUUAAAGGAGUUAUUAGUGGAGUUAAUACUAGUAAGGAAGGACCUUUUGGGUUUGGUGCUAAUACUAAUGAAGGACCUUUUGGGUUUGGUGCUAAUACUAAGGAAGUUCCUUUCAGGGCUGUUGUUGGACCAAGCACCGUUACGGAGGAAAAUUCUACUAUCAAUUUUGCUGCUCCCGGAAAGGGAGCUAAUUUUACAGCUAUGGAGUGUACUAUUAGAGAUAUAAUAGAUAUAAAUGAUAAUAAUAUUGAAGGUAUUGAAAAUCUAUUAAAUAUUAAUAAUAUAAAAAUUAAUCAUUAUAAUACUAACUUUAUUGAUGGUAUUGAUGGUAUUGAUGGUAUUUCGGAAGGUAUUGAGGAUAUUAACGGUAUCAACAGCAUUUCGGAUGGUAUUACUGAAGGUACUGAGGAUAUUAAUGAAGUUAUGGAAUAUAUAGAAAAUAUUUAUGAUAAUGAAUGUAUUAACUUAAUAUAUAAUAUUUAUAAUACCAACUUUACUAAUAGUACUAAGGAUAGUAAGGAUAUUGGUACCAUUGGAGCCAGCACCGUAACUGAGGGAAAGAGAGCUAAUUCUACCCUUAUGGAGUGUACCUCGGGAAAGAGAGCUAAUUCUACCCUUAUGGAGUGUACCUCGGGAAAGAGAGCUAAUUCUACCCUUAUGGAGUGUACCUCGGGAAAGAGAGCUAAUUCUACCCUUAUGGAGUGUACCCCUGGAAAGGGAGCUAGUUUUACAGCUAUGGAGUGUACUACUAAUAAUCCCCUCUAUACUACUAAUAGUAUUAAAAAAAUGGAAUAUGAAAUAUUAAUGAAGAUACCAAUUUGGAGAUUAUUAAGAUAUAAAUAUUUAAUAAAAAAAAGAAAAUGUAUAUAUAAUUAUUGGUAUAAAUUAAUAAAAAAAAAUAAUUUGGAUGAAAAUUUUUUAGAAAAUUUUAAUAUAAUAAUAAAUUUAAUAAAAAAAAAUUAUAUAAUAAUAUAUUGGUAUAAAUUAUUAUUAACACAACGUGAAAAUAAGAAAUUAUUAUUAGAAGAAAAAAUAAAAUUAGAGCAACAAGAAAAAAUAAAAAUUUUGGAGAAUAAUAAAAAAUUUUAUCAUAUUAUAAAUAAUUUAUUGAAAAAAUAUUUAUCAAAAUAUUAUAUAAUUAUUUAUUAUAAUUAUUUAAUAAAUAAAAAUAUAGAAAUGAAAUAUAUAAUAAAAUGGAAUUGGAAUUAUAUGAAGAAAUAUGAAAUAAAUUAUAUAUAUAUAAUAAAUUUAAAAAAAUUAAUAAGAAAUUGGAAUAUAUAUACAAAAAAUAAUAUAGAAAUAAAAUUAAUAUCAAAAGAAUUUAAUAGAAUAAAUAUAUUAUAUAAAUCAUUUAAAAUUUGGUAUAAUUUUACAUCAAUAUUAAAUAAAAAACAUGAAGAAAAUUUUUUAAAAAUUAAAUUUAUAAUAAAUUUUAAUAAUAAAAAUUUUUAUUUAAAAAUUUGGUAUCAAAAUUUUAAAUUGAAUUGUAUUGGAAGGAAAAAAUUAUUAAAAUAUUUUCUUAAAUGGAAUAAUUUUAUUAAAUAUAAAUUAAAAUUAUAUCAACAAUUUGAUAUAAUAAAUUUUAAUAUGAAGAAGAAUUUGUUAAUGAAAUAUUAUAAAAUUUGGUAUGAAAAUUAUGAAAAAUUAUUAAUAGAAGAAAAUAAUUUUAUUAUAAUAAAUAAUAAAAUAAAUAAUAAUUUAAUAAAAAAAUAUUAUAAAAUUUUUAAUAAUUAUAUAAAAAAACAAAUAAUAUUAAAAAAUAUUUAUAAAAAAAUUUAUGAAGAAAAUAAUUUAAGAAGAAAAAAUAAAAUUUUUAUUAUAUUUAAAUUUUUAUUUUCAAUAAAUAAAUUAGAAAUUUUAUUAAAUAAUUUAAUAAAAAAUUAUUAUAAAAUUUUUUAUGAAAAUUUUUUAAAUGAAAUUAUUUGGAUAAAAAAAUUACAAAAUUAUAAAUUUUUAUAUAAAUUAAUACAUUAUCAAUUUUUAGCACCUAAUAAGGUAUUAGAUCCUAAUAGUAUAGUAGAUGGUAGUACAAUAGUAGAUCCUAAUAGUACAGUAGAUGGUAAUACAAUAGUAGAUCCUAAUAGUAUAAAUGUGAAUAGUAUAGUAUUGGGAAUUAGAAUAUUGAAUAAAAAUGCAUAUUAUAAUUUAAGAUAUAAAUUAUUAAGAAAUAAUUGUUUGAAUAAAUUAAUUUUAAAUUAUUUUCAUGUAUGGAAAUCUUUAUGUAAUAAAUCAUUUUUUUAUUAUCAAAUUAAAUUUGUUUAUUUUUAUCCCGUUACGGGGUCAGGUACUACUGGAGAGGUAACCAAUAGUACUACUAGUAGUUUUACUAAUAGUAAUAUUAAGAGUAUUAAAAGUAUUACUACUAUAGAUAGUAUAGUACCAUACACCUUAAAUGAAGAUACGGGAAAGGGAGCUAAUUUUACAGCCAUGGAGUGUACUAGUGAGAAAAAUAUUAAUGAAAUUGCUGUUGUAACUAAUUUUGGGGAGUCGAGUACUUUUAUUGAGGAUACUGUAGAGAUAACCAAGACCCCUUCGGGGAGAAUAGGAUCCGUAGGACCAAGCACCGUAACGGAAGUAACGGAAGAAUUAAUUAAUAUAAGAAUAAAAUAUAUAAUGAAAUGGUGUAUCGAGAUAAUGAAAUAUUGGAAAAUACAAAGUGGAGUAAUAAAUUUUGAUGAAGAAAUUUUGAAAGAGAUUUAUAUAUUUAUAAGAACAAAUCGUGUAAUUGAAGCAUUAAGAGCAUUACAAGAAAAUUGUCUAAUAAUAAAUUUAUUAAAAGUUUGUAAGACAAGAGUUGAAGAUUUUAUUUAUCAUAAAAAUUACAAAUUAAAAUAUAAAAUUUUUAAUCAUCUGAAACAAUUAGAAAAUUUAAAUUCAAUAUGA